AUGACAGCAAGGAUUUCCCGGAAGUUUAAGUUACCCACGAUCAAGGCGUAUGAUGGAACGGGUGAUCCCGCUAAUCAUGUACGGACCUUCAUGAAUGCAUUGCUAUUGCAACCAGUCACGGAGGCCAUCAAGUGUCGAGCUUUUCCCCAAACCUUGAGCGGGAUGGCACAACACUGGUAUAGUCGUCUACCCCCUAACUCGAUAUCUUCAUUUGCUGAUUUGAGUCGAGCUUUCAUAGGUCAGUUCAUUGGAAGUAAGACCCACGCCAAGAGUUCAGCCUCUUUGAUGAACCUUCACCAGGGCAGGAAUGAGUCCCUUCGAGAUUACAUGAACCGCUUCACCAAGGAGGCGCUCAAGGUCCCGAACUUGGACCAGAAUGUAGCAAUGAUUGCCCUGCAGCAAGAGACCACGGAUGACAAUUUCCGCAGAUCGCUAGCCAAGAGGGCCCCUGACAAUAUGAAUGAGCUCCAGGAAAGGGCUGGGAAGUAUAUCAAAGCUGAGGAGAGUUUGAAGAAGUCUCAGGUUGCCCAAGGGCAGACCUCGAACCCUAAAAAACGUGGCUACGACACCGAGUACAAUGCAAAUAGCAAGUAUUCAAAGACCGGAGAUGAUGACAAGUCAUCCACGAAGAAGAAAUCAGGACCGAGGUUCACCGAAUAUGCAAGGCUGAAUGCCCCUAGGAGUCAAAUCCCGAUGGAAAUUGAGAAGGAAGGAGGAGUUCGAUGGCCGAAGCCUAUCAGAACUGAUCCUGAGAAGAGAAACAAGGAUCUAUACUGCAGGUUCCACAAAGACACGGGACACAAGACUGAUGAUUGUCGGCAGUUGAAGGACGAGAUUGAGUUCCUGAUCCGAAAAGGCAAGUUGUCCAGAUACACCAAGGAGGGGGAUAAGAAUACCCGAGGCAAUGAUGAUCGAGGGAGAGACAAUGACGACCGGAGGAAUCAGCCUCGAGGACCUGUGGUUAAUGUAAUAUCUGGAGGACCAACCGUGGGACAUCUAGUAACUCGAGGAAGGCAUAUGCCCGAGAAGUGA
This is a messenger RNA of Daucus carota subsp. sativus, 1032 nucleotides long. RefSeq lists its product as uncharacterized. The coding region runs from base 1 to 1032 and encodes 343 amino acids. The transcript has a single exon. NCBI's taxonomy places the organism in Eukaryota, Viridiplantae, Streptophyta, Magnoliopsida, Apiales, Apiaceae. The record is from RefSeq and is a predicted model, not a curated record.